Molecule: messenger RNA, 1041 nt
Organism: Acanthamoeba castellanii str. Neff
Lineage: Eukaryota; Discosea; Longamoebia; Acanthamoebidae
Exons: 9
Coding region: 1-1041 (346 amino acids)
Biological process (GO): lysosome localization; organelle transport along microtubule; positive regulation of anterograde synaptic vesicle transport
Cellular component (GO): BORC complex; synaptic vesicle membrane; cytoplasmic side of lysosomal membrane
Source: RefSeq, a predicted model, not a curated record
AUGAUCGACAGCCCGGGAGAGAGGCGCAAGGGGACUCACCAAGAGACACCAACAACAGAAGAGACUGGCAACAUGGGAAACGAUCCCAGCAAAGGGGGAGGACAGCCAAAGGGACCAAGCAACGCGGUUGGCAAGGGCACAGGCGACGUCCCUUACACGAGCUACUCGGUCGAUCGCAGCAAGAACUCGCAAGUGAAAGACAUUCGAGCACAAAAUGCGGAGGACAUCAUCACGGUGGUGGAGGUCAACUCGGGGCCACGAUCCAACGUCGAGCCCGAGCUCCAGGCCCUCGACCGAAUAGCUACGUUCGAGCCGCUGUUGAAGCAGUCCGGCUGGAUGUUCACCACCAACACAAAACCCCAGCCCGAGAUGAACCCGCAGGCGCUGCUCAAGCUGUGCGGCGAGUACCAGAGCUUCUGCCGCAAGAUCUCCACGGUGGUCUCCCAACAGCAGACGGUCCUGUGCACGCGCAUGCGGGCCAAGGAGGGACAGUCCCUGGAGGCCAGCCGCACGUUGCAGAGGCACCUCGGCGACGUGCGACAGUUCGAAAUGGCGUUCCGAGAUGUGGAGAAGAUACGGCUGCAGAUCAACACGACGAAGCAGCUGCUCAACCAGGUCAUCGCCAUGGCCGAGGAGGUCUGCGGCCAGCUGCCCCAGAGCUACCAACUGUCGCCCAUCCGAUCCUUCAUUGUCGAUCGAUCACAAGCGCCGCUGCACGCGCACACGGCCGACGGCGAACACGAAGAAGAAGGCGAGCGGCGACACGCGCAGCAGUCGGAAGGCGACGAGACCGAACAAAGCCAGCAAGGCCGCGACCACCACCGGGAGGAGGACAAGAAAGAGGAGGAGGAGGGGGGCGCCAUCGGUGACAAGGACGGGACGAGCGCGGCCGUGGCCGCGGCCAGUACGAGCAGCGCCCCCUCGGAACCCGCAGCUGGGGCAGAGGCCACGCCCGGCGCCGAGCCAGAGCCGGAGCCGGAGCCAGAGGCAGCACAGCCAGCUCUCGAACCCACUGCAGGCGAGCUUACGUCGUCAUCAUGA